This is a messenger RNA of Linnemannia hyalina, 663 nucleotides long. The record is from the annotation of a GenBank genome assembly. Lineage: Eukaryota; Fungi; Mortierellomycota; Mortierellomycetes; Mortierellales; Mortierellaceae.
AUGAGCUCGCAGGAACAAGGACCAGCAGGAGUUUCAGGAAUGGGAUUAGAUCACCCAAAACCAGUAGCAUCCAAUCCACCAAGUACGCAAUUCACCAAUAGACUGCUCGUGGCAUCAGGGACCGCCUUCCUGACGGGUAUCUUUGGUUCGCUCUGGUACCAGGGCCGACAGGAGAAGCGUAAAGGCAUCAAUCGGGGGGCGGCAGGAACACCAGUAGGACCUAGUUUGCAAUCAUUGAACGACCUCAAGAUGGCAGAGUCACUAUUGAAGGAAGGCAGAUUGCUGGGCGUCAAGGCCUUUGCGAUUGCGACGACCAUGUGUAUCUCGGGCGCGUUCCUUGUUGUUGGCGGCACUCGCUGGGCACUUGAUGUGGAAACGAUACCCGAGUUCUCGGCAAAGAUGCGCGAGCUAUUCCCUAAACAAAAGUCCAAGUUUGUGGAUACGGUGGUUGGAGCGGACCGAUCUAUCUUUGGCGAGCCAACAACAACAGAAACAUCAUCCUCGUCAGGGGCAGGAGAGUCAGAUGAGAAGGACUUGGAUCAUGAGGAGGAUGUGAAUAUCUUGGGAAGGAUUGAGAAGGAAUUGCGGCGGUUAGAGACUGAAGAGUUGUCGCUUUUAUCCACAUCAACAGCUGCCCCGCCAAUAGAUGACCAGACUAAAUAA